Astrephomene gubernaculifera is the source of this 5546-nucleotide messenger RNA. The record is from the annotation of a GenBank genome assembly. Lineage: Eukaryota; Viridiplantae; Chlorophyta; Chlorophyceae; Chlamydomonadales; Astrephomenaceae.
AGUAUAUCUGUUACGACCCUUAUACUUAUUUCAGCAGGGAUACUCCGUGAUCAUGAUUGAGGUCAUGUCUGUCCUGUAUGGAAACGUCUGCUAAUGAUUGUAAAUAAGGACUGUUAUUACGUAGCAGUACGUAUCAAGAGCUUUACGUUUGAGUCCUUUGCGUAUGGUAACUAGGGCCUAGGUGCUACCCGCGGACGCAACCAUGCAAGCAGGAGUCUUCAGCUCGCCAAAGAGGGUUCCACUGCUCAGUCCACCGCUUGCUUGCGUUUCGCCCCAAGCACGGCCGUGUCUCACAAGUGGGCGUUCAGAGGGCUCGCCGUGGCGAUCGUCAACCGCGUACAUCCGCCCGGAGUUGAAGGCUGAAGCCGCUCAUGCCCACGGUCAGCCUUUUACGGGCGUGGUAGACCAGGCGCCGUCAAUAUCCAAUGCUGCAACAACCAGCCCAUUCUCUGCAGCAACGCAGCGGGCCCCUGGGAAUAACAAUUCCGGCUUCGUCCAAGAAGGGCAUGUUCCAACCCCAAACCCAGGCGCAGAAACGGGUGCCAGUCAGGAUGUGCUCAGCAGCGCCGCACAGGCGUUGAUGCGCCGCCUGCAAACAACCCUGGACGGCAUGGGGUCUUCCAUCGCGCAAAUCCUCUUCGACGGCACGGCCGAGAACUGGUCGGGCUGGGAAGCUGGCCAGCUGGUCACUGUGCUGAUGACGUUGGGAUUGCUGCGUAGACGGCCUAACGGCGAAUGGCUCGAGUCGUACUUCAGCGCUUCUCAGCGCAAGCUAAAGGACUGUACGACAACCGACCUUGAAAUGCUCUCCGUCGCCCUGAACUCCCUCAAGAUUGCUGCUCCACAGUGUUGGCGCAAAGAGCUAUGCUCCGUAGCACUGGAGCGGGCUCAGGCGUCAUUGGCUGGGGCGUCUACGGCGGCGACGGAGCCGCCAGCAACCUCCUCCUUUGGCACAUGCGCCCCCGAGAACCAGCAAGACCUCGGAAACGCAGCUGCCGCGAAGUGCAGCAAUACCAUCGAUGGCGGCGGUGGUACUACCGAGCGUUUGCUGGGACCGGGGAUGGUGCUGUGGCGGCUCAUGCGUCGCGCCUCGGCUUCAGCGUCUGCUGCGUGGUCGCGCAGUCGCAGCAGCGGAGAGCUGGUAUCGAUGCUGCAUCACCUGGUGACCGCCAGGGCGCCCCUGGAGGGACAGUGGUUCAAUGGCUUCUUGGAGGCCAUGGUUCCACGCCUAGCUGACCUAUCAGGCGGCGACCUUAGCACUCUGCUUGCCGCGGUGGUCACGGCUAGCAGCAGCAACUAUAGCGAUGGCGCUCCGGAGAAGUGGAACGCUUAUAACUCAAUGUACGAUUACUACUGCGGCUGGGAUUACGGGCCGCGUCUUUCGGUGCAGCUAUCUCCCGGCUGGCAGGCGGCGCUGUACGCGCGCAUGGACGGCAUCAACUGGGCGCUGCAGGGGCACACCCUCGUAGCCUGCCUGGACUCCAUCUUCAUGCUGGGCCUCCGACCCCCGCCGCAGUGGGUGCGGCGGCAGCUGCUCAGCCUGCAGCCCAGCCUGCCGCUGCUGCAGGUGCAGCACCUGGUGCGGCUGGCGGACCUGCUGCUGGCGAUGCCGCUUCAGGCAGCCGUCCCGGCUCCGCCCGGGAAUCCGGCUGCGGCUCUGGCCCCGGGCCCAUGGCUGCCCCAGCCGCGGCCCCAACCGCAUGGGCACUUGCUCCAGGCUUCCUCAGCACCCCCUGGCCUGGAGCGUGAGGUUGUGGCGGCAGCAGGUUCACAGGGCAGCGGCAAUGGAGGGAGGGCAGAGUCCGAGGAGCAGCAACACUGGCUGGAGAGCUGGAUGGACGACUACCGUGCCGUGGUUUCGGAGUACCAGGAUGGCAUGAGUGUCGCGAACCUUCUGGCGAUCCUGGCAGCAGCCGACGCUGUAGCUGCUGCUUCCUCCGCACCAGCUACGGUAACCGCCACAGGCGGGACCGUUGCUCCACAAGCUGAAGCACCUGCUCCAGAGUCCUCUUCCGCAUCCAAACCUGCUGUCAUGACAGCUACAGCCGUCGCACCCAGGCACUACAACUUUGCCUCUGUCAUGUCGUACGGGUCCUCCUCGGAUGAGGAUCAUUUGCCUGCAGACACCGAUAUGCCCCUGCCAUAUGUAGAAUGGCGCAGUGCAAUGGUCACGGCGGUAACGGAGCGGCUGCCUGGGUUGAGCGUGAGAGAGCUGAGUGACGCAUGGCGGGCGCUGGCCGUUGCGCGCUCCAUGGGCGUGGCCGAUUGCGUAUUCCAGCAGCCGCAGCAACAGCAGCAAGAGUGGCAGCAGGAAGAGGAGCAGCAACAGCAGCAACCGGGGCAGCAUGAGAACGUGCAAUGCGCUGCUGUUGCUGGAGCAACGGCUGCAACAGUUGGGCUGGGCGAUCUGCGGCAGCUUGUAGCUGAACGGAUGGUUCUCAACCGCACCCGGCUUUCUGCCCUCGAGGUGGCCCCCGUCUUCUCCACCCUCGCUGCCUCCGGCCUACCCCCGCCAACCGCCACUCUGGACGCCCUGCUAGCCGCCUCGCAACCGCUGCUGCCCGAACUUGCAACCGCAGACAUCGUCACCGUCGUACAGUCCCUUGCGCAGGUCCCCUACAAACCCAACCUGGCCUGGCAGCCCGCGUUCUUCGCCGCUAGCCGGGCGAAAAUGCACGACAUGCAACCGCGAGCGCUGUACACCUUGCUGACCAGCUCCGUCAGCCUGGGCAUGCAUGUGCCGGAUGUUUGGGUCCAGGAGUUCUUCACUACGCCCAUCUGGAGGGAGCUGGAAGGCACUGAGCUGGCGAACGUGUUGUGGGCGGUGUCGUGCGUGGCAUCGGAGGCGCCGAAGUGGUGGUUCCAGAGCUGGGAGAACGAAACAGUACGGGAGCUGGGAACCAUGGAGCCGGAUGUGCUGGUGAUGGUGCUCAAGGCCAUGUCGACGCUACACCAUAAGCCAUGUCAGCUUUGGCAAGCCGCCUUUUUUGGAGCCAUAAGGAGGCGCCUGUUUAAGCCCGAAGCAGCGAAGCUGCGAUGGACAACCACCGUCGGUCCCGUCGCCUCUAACGCUGCCGCCACCGCCACCGUCGCAACUUGUGCAACCACUGAACCUGGAACCGCGGCGGUAGACCUCUCAGAAGACCGUCAGGCAGCAGCGGCCUGGCAGCAACAACUUGACCACCUCUCUGCAUCCGCCCCUUCUGCAUCCCUAGCCGCUGGCGGCGCUGCUCCAAGCAGCAGCACCCAUGUUGACAUGCGAACUGCCUCUACCACAUCUCCUGCCACCAUCACCACCACCAACAACAAUAGCAACAACAACAACACCAAUACCACCGCGGGUUCUGUAGCUGCUGCUGCAUCAGCAGAAGCAUCCGCGGUGGAUGGUUCCUCCAGCACCGAAGCCACCACCGCCGCUGCUACCAGCACAACCGCGUUCAGCUCCAGCUCCGCAGCCCACGGAAGCUUACCAGUAAGCCGCUCCGGAACCACAACCGAAACCAACAACCAGCCCCAGUACUCCGCCCUGCUGGCUCCCACCUUUACCGCCGCGGCGCUCAACAGCCUGGUGUACAGCCUGGCAGCGCUGGACAUGGAUCCGCCUUCCGAGUGGUUGGACGAGCUGAUGGAUGCCGUACGCUGCAAGCUGAGCCUGCUGAGCACGCUGGACAUGUCAGUGGUGCUGGCUUACUUGGUGGCGCGGAAGCACCGCCCCAGCGACGACUGGUGGGAGAGCUUCCUGGAGUCGCUGGAGUCUCGCUUCUCCUCGCUGUCCGCCGUGGAGCUGUCGACGCUGCUGGUGAUGCUGCACGCGCUGCAGGUGUCGCCCGCCGCGCAGUGGCUGGAUGCCUUCUGCGCCGCAACGCAGCCGCGACUGGUCUGCUUCCAGCCCUCCCAGCUGCUGCAGGUGCUCAGCUGCCUUCACCUGUUCCGUCACCGCCCCAGCCAGUCCUGGCUCGCCUCCUACACCGCCGCGGUGGAGGCGCAGCUGCCGCGACUGGCGCCUGCCGAGCUGGCACGUGUGCUGAUGCUGCUGAACAACCUCAACCAGCGCCCCUCGGCGGCCUUCAUGCUGCGCUUCUUCGACGUGUCCAGACCGGGGAUGGCGCUGCUGGAUACACAGGAGCUGGUAAACGCGGCUUGGGCUGUGGUCAGCUGCUCCGUCGUGACGCCGGAUUACAGGUGGAUGGAUGCACUGGUGGAAGCCGCCCGGCCGCGCCUGGCGUCCCUGCAGCAGCCUCAGCUGCGUGUGCUGAUUGCAUCGUUGGGGCACAUGCACCGCGGCGUGCCCAACGCCACCGCGGAGAACUUCCUAGUGCUUGCAAAGGAGUUCCUCAUGUGAUGAGAUGGGUGUCGUCUGGUUUGCGAAGGGAGCAGCUGUAACCUCAUGCGUGGACUGGUGAGGGCGGAGCGGCCCGAUAAGUGAUGAUCACUCGCUUGGUGAUCUCUUGCUUGGUCCAUGAUUACGGUGGUGAUAUGCACAGCCGAGAGGAAGGCACUGCUUGCGAACGGAAAGCCGCCGCCAAGUAAACUGCCCGUGGAUUGUGUGGCUCGCGAUCACAGUCAAGGCGCGUGCGAGGUGAAAGUAUGUUUGUGACGCGGAUAGCUGGCAGGAAGCAGCUGCUGGGCUGCUGGGGGCUUGCAUGGGUGGCAUGGCGGCAUGGAUGGGGCCUACGUACCCUCGGGACUGAAGCAUGGGUGUUGGCACGGGGCCCUCUCCGCCGGGGGAGUCUCAUUUGCAUGUGUGCCUGCAUCUUACCCCCAUAUGGAGUACGGACGCCCGCCGUACUCGUCCCACGAGCUGCUGCAAGUAUGUACAGAGAGCUUCUGCAUACGGUCAUCAUGCAGUAGACGCAGUAUAUUUAACGGUCAGGAUGAAUGUAUUGUAAGUCCCAGGGGGCAGCUUGGUCCUACCUCUUUAGUUUGUAGAGCGGUGGGUAUGUUCGUACCGCCAUGUUAUCCUUGUGUCAUGGUUGUAUUACUAGUGGUGAUCGUUUCAGAGAUCCGUAUGCUUUAUGUCCCCUUAGAGCGGUAGCAGGAGUUAAUAUCAGGCUCGUACUUCUGUACGUGCCCGUGUGCUCGUGACGUCGAGAGAUACUUAGAAGGUAGCCGCCUUACCUAGCACGGGACGUAUUGCCGUAUCUCUGCCCUAGGCUUCAGGUGUUCACGGAUCAUGCAGAAUCUAGCAUUCUUUCCUAUCUUGCUUUGAACUCUUCCUCACCUUCGGAUUGCAUUUUGUCACCUGCAAGAGUAUUGUUGUACCAUAGCAUGUGUACCUUAAUGGGAUGCAGGAUCUUGGCUAUAGUGCCUAUUCACAGGAUUGACUGCCCUUUGGCGAUAGGACAAGAUCUGGAUUCACGUCCUGAUUGGGCGUGCCAUGGAAGGGGGCUUACUCGCCACUUGAUUGAGCCGAUUUCUGCCAGCCUUCUCCGCAGGCUGUUUGGCACUCUUCCCUCUCUUGUAACCGACCUCUUUUGUACCUAGCUCUUGUUAGUUCUCUGUUGUUGUACCCUACCCUUGAUUUCCAAUACUACCUAGGAUUGCAG